ACCGAUUCAACUGACACGAUCAACAGCGAAUGUCGUGUGAUGUAAAUUAAACAAAAACAACACAGGUUCGCUACCGCGGUCCAUCACACUGAUGUGAUACAACUUUCCAAUGUUUUUGUUUACACGCGUCUCUUAUCUUAUCAAUUUUAGAUAAAAAGCUGUAACUCAAAGUACAGAAAAGUGAAAUUUGAGUGCGUUUUUCAUUGCUGGAACCCAGAGAAGCUAUUGGCUGAAUCAAAUCAAUAAUGUCUGUGUUUAAGGCCGGAUUAUUUAAAAACUGUGUUGCUAUAGUGACUGGAGGGGGUACAGGAAUCGGCAGAGCCAUCACCUACGAAUUACUUACACUAGGCUGCAAGGUCGUCAUAGCAUCCCGGAACCAGGAAAAAUUAGAGAACUGUGUCAAGGAAUUCAAACCGGUCGGAGAGAUUUCGUCGAUAGUAUGCAAUAUUCGGAAGGAAGAUGAAGUACGAAAUUUGGUAUCCGAAACUAUCAAACGACACGGCAAAUUGAAUUUCUUGGUUAAUAACGGCGGUGGUCAGUUUAUGUCGGCAGCAGCGGAUAUUUCGUUGAAAGGUUGGAAUGCUGUUAUCGAAACUAAUUUGACGGGAACGUUUCUAUUAAGCAAGGAGGCCUACAAUCAAUGGUUUGAGAAGAAUGGAGGCGUUAUUAUCAACAUUAUUGCGGAUAUGUGGAGGGGAUUCCCAAUGAUGUCACAUACGGGAGCUGCUCGGCAUGCAGUUUUCAAUUUGACUCAAUCUUUGGCGAUAGAGUGGGCAGACAAAGGUGUUCGGGUAAAUGCAAUUGCCCCCGGCAUUAUAGAGUCACCUACUGCUGCAGCAAACUACAAAGUCGAAAAUGUUUUCGCUGAGGUAAAGGAACAUUUACCCAGUAAACGGCCAGGUAUGCCGGAAGAAGUUUCGUCAGCAGUAUGCUUUCUGCUUUCGCCUGGUGCUUCAUUCAUUUCUGGGACCACAUUGAAGGUUGAUUGCGGUAGCAGUUUAUACACAAGGCUCUACUGGCAUGUUAAUGAUCACGAGAAGUUACCAGCCAAUGAAUGGAUUCCACCAGCGAAGUUGUGAUACAAUCGUUUUUUUUCUUAUUUUGGUGAUAUGGAUGGUGUGUUACAGUUCUAAAUAAAAAAAUUUAAUUGCAUCGUUAUCGUUUGUCUAUAAAUUUAAACGAAUGCUGCAUCGAUAUCGAA
Molecule: messenger RNA, 1201 nt
Organism: Bradysia coprophila
Lineage: Eukaryota; Metazoa; Arthropoda; Insecta; Diptera; Sciaridae
Product: peroxisomal trans-2-enoyl-CoA reductase-like
Biological process (GO): phytol metabolic process
Cellular component (GO): peroxisome
Molecular function (GO): trans-2-enoyl-CoA reductase (NADPH) activity
Source: RefSeq, a predicted model, not a curated record